Symbiodinium necroappetens is the source of this 3765-nucleotide messenger RNA. Lineage: Eukaryota; Dinophyceae; Suessiales; Symbiodiniaceae. The record is from the annotation of a GenBank genome assembly.
AUGGCACAGAGCCACCUAUGCCAAUGUGAAGCUAUGGCACAAGCGAACAUCAUGGACGCACUUCCUACAGAGUCGACUGCAGAGGAGACCGAAUACUGGUAUCCUCCGGGUCUGACAGGGUUGCACGUGUCAGUGAUCCACGACGCCGCCCGCGAGUUUGGCCUGGAAUGCCAAUGCACCGUCUCCCGGCCAGAAGAGUCGCAGGUGCUGCUCCGAAAGGGUGCCUUGGUCAACCCAUCUGAAACGCCGGUGGUUCAUGCGGGCAUCGUCUGCGACGGCUGCAACUGCGUUCCGCAAGGAAUCCGCUACCACUGCCGCGACUGCGAUGACUUCGACUUCUGCGAAGCCUGCCACAGCAAGUGGCAACGUGGCGAUCUUUGCCACGCUCAGGAGCAUCGAUUCGAUGCCAUGUCCUUCGUAGUCCAGCCGCGCAAAUUAAUCUUGGCCAGCGUCAUGAACGCUUUUCAACUCGCAGCAGGCCUCGGCCUCACCAAGAUGGUCGAGCUUAUGUUCCAGCACAGCGACGCCAACAGGCUCUUGCAAUCGGAAACGAACCAAGGGCACUCAGCUCUGCACCUAGCCUGCCAGCGGCGUCGACUGCCAAUGCUGGAGGUCCUGCUUGAAGCACGGGCAGACUGCAACGUGAAGAAUGGCAAGGAGCGUUCUGUGCUCGACUGCGCGACCAGGCUCCCAUCCUACAUGAAGGAUGACAAGGAAGAGCUCACAGACCUGGUGCGCACUCUGCUGAAGGCACGGGCAGAUCCGACCGUCGUGGCAGAGAAUGGCGACUGCCCUCUACAUCAAGCCGUUGGCCAUAACAACUGGAGUAUGGCCCAGGCUUUGCUCGAGGCACGCGCAGAUCCAAAUGCUCACGGCCUUGGUGGCAGGACUGCUUUGCACAUGGCGGCGCAUACCGGGCGCGACAUAAUUGCCAGGCGGCUCUUGGAAGCACGGGCAGACCCCACCAUCCGUUCUGCUGAAAGUGGAAUGACGGCAGAAGAGGAGGCACUCCGCAAAGAGAAGCAUGCCGUGGCUCGUGAAAUCCGCAACUUCGACAGCAGAUCUGCGUUUUCUGCAGGCCCACCUCUCCCGAUCCAGCGCAAGCAAAGCUCCGGCUCUUCUGCAUCGACCGCUGCCACAGAGGGCUACCUCCCUGCCGAGAUCAGGCCACAGAGUAUGGAGCAGUUGGGGACUGGAGCUGCCCGAGUUUUACCUGAGGUUGACGAGGCUGAGGGUGGGGGCGGUGGGGGCUCUGGGGCGCCAGGGCCUCCACGCCCCGCACUGCAUUGCGAAGGUAUCUUCGCACUGCGCCACGCCUUGCUUGUUUGCAACAGCUACAAGCAGGAUGAAGCUCAGGGCGACUUGAGCAAUGCCGUACCGACCGGACGCAAGCUGCAGCAUGCUCUUCUGCGUGCAGGCUUCAAAGUGCGUCUCAGUGAAGACGCAGACGGUACGGUGUUUGAAGAGCAAGUUUCGACGCUCGUCUGCGAGCUGCAGUCGCAACCGGAGCAAGAGCACCUCGUGGUCUUCUACUUCGCAGGCCACGGGGCAGAAGUAGCAGGAGAUCUCAUGAUGCGAAUGCCAAACGACGCUUCUGGGGGGUUCCCACUUCGAGCUGUGCUAGAACGCAUCCUCACCAGUGUGCCGAAAGUCGGCGUCGUGGCCUUGCCAGACUGCUGCCGCGAGAACUCCGAAGACAAAACCUUCCGCGCGUCACCGGCUGAGGCUCACAUGGCUCAGGCCCCCAAGGCCAAAGUUACCUCGGGCUCCAGCGUGGAUAUGGCCGGCAACUUUUACGUAGUUUGGGCAGGUGACCGAGGGACUUGCAUCGAGGACAGGUGCGAAGACAAUCUGGGGUUUCAGCUGGCAUCUGUCCUGAAAGAGUCCCGGGGUGCAAUGCUCGAUGAGAUCCUUCAGCUCGCCUGCGACCAGGUGCGCCGUCGGACGGGAAAUGCCGCGAAGGGUGUUGUCAGCCAGCUCCAGCGACCCUGGAUUCAGCGGGGUGAUGGCCAGAACUUGGCUCGGCACGUGCUGCGUCCCAUCCUGUGCCACCGGUGCCAGGAUUUCCGGAGAGGCAAAGAUCUUCCACAGGACAUGCACCAGGCUUCUCGCAUUCUCACUGCCGAGGGCUUUGCAAAGAUCCUAGAAAGUCGGAGCCCAUGUGCAAGUGGUGCAAGCAAGGAGCUUUGUGCUUUGGCCGCCCUCAAUGGCCUUGAGGCGCGGCAGCUCGAGGAUCCACACCCCGAAGCACUGAGCGCUUUCUUCUGCGCAGCGGCGAGGGCCAACGCUGUUCCGGUGCUCCGCUUCAUGCUCCACUUGCAUCCCGAGCUCAUCGGCCACCUCGGUUAUGAUGCCUUCGACUAUGCAAGCCACUACUUGGGCGGCAGGCCGACGGUAAGCGCAGCCCGACGGACACCGGUGCUGGCUGUCGCAGCAAGUGCUGGAUGCUCGCGAGAAGCUUUGGAGUUCUUGCUGGUGGCACGGGCAGAUGUCACGGCUCGGGAUUGCGAAGAAUGGACUGCUCAUCACCACGCCAGCUUUGAAGGGGCCUGCAGCUCUUUGGCCACGUUGCUGAAGAGCUCUGGGAGCGCCCAGUCCGCGGAAGCCUGGGCUUUGACUCCUCUUCACUUGGCCGCCUCUGCUGGCCAUGCAGACUGUGUGCGGCUCCUGCUUCUGAACGGAACCUCGCCUGACGAGGCUACUCCUGAAGGCUGGCGGCCAUCGGAGCUCGAGAAGGUCAUCCAUGCUGACCCAAAAGCAGUGCAGCAUCAACAUGUCAUUCUGCGACAGCUCGGGCAGUCCCAGAUGGGUAAGCCACUUGGACGACUGAGACCUCUUCAUUUGGCAGCGGCUGCAGGCCACCUGGAUUGUGUUGAAGCUCUUCUGCAAGCCCGUGCAGAUGCGAAUGUUUUGACAGAGGGGGAUCUAACGGCUUUAUUGCUCUGCCUGAAGAAAUGGCAUCUACAACUGGACAAGCCCAAGAAACUCGACGGCAAGAGGCUUCGGAACGAGCACAAAGACCAUGCUGGCAUUUUCGAUGCCCUGCUUGCAGCUGGAGCCCGGGACAUUUUCCAAGAUGGCUGUGAAACUGGCCUGCACGCUGUGGCGUUUCACUGGGGUUCCGUUGAUCCUCCCGUUGCGAUAGAGGUCGCCUCCAGGCUGAUUGACGAGGCACAGUCCUCUAUCCAUGCUCGCGCACGAGCUGGGGGCACUCCCUUGCACUGGGCAGUGAACGGAAGGAAUUGGGCUCUCUGCUCCUUGCUGCUGGAGCGUAGGGCCGAUCCAAGCAUCAGGAAUGACAUGGAACGUGCGGUCUGGGAUCUGCCGAUCUUGGAGGAAUCAGGCCAAUGGCGCAACGCCGACGGAGAGCUUUGCCGGAAGAAGCUCAAAGAACUGCGAGGAAUUCAUACUGCCUCGGCGACGAGUGCUGCCCAGACCAGUCGCAGGGGGCACGGAUGGCGACAAUCCAGCCAUGCGCUGAGUUUCUCCUUCGUUGAUGACCAGGCCGAGGAAAAGGAACCAGAGGAGGAGAAGGAACAACCGAAGGCUGUGCCCCUCGGCACCCAACUCUGGCUCAAAGCCCCGCGGCAACAAGAGAAGGGGAAUGGUGGGCGAGUCAGUGCCGUGUCCCAACUCGCCCAGCCCUCGGCGCUCGGCUGGCCCAACUUGGCUGGUCAGCAGACUGAUUCUGAUCUUUUUGCAUGCCAUAAUGCCAUCAGCACGACAGGAAGCGUAACGACAUGCAGCAUGCAGCGAAAUACUUAA